AUUAAAUUGGACAUGUAAGUAUAUUAGAUUUGCAAAAAAUUACUAGGUUUAAAUCCUUUUGUUGUAAAAUGAAAAACAUAAAAGUUUUUUAUUAGGUAUAUGGUUUUGCUUAGAAAUACCAGAGAAAUUUUGGGUAUGCAAAUACAUAUUCUUCUUAACAUUUGAUUCAGCUGAUUCAAAUCUUUGGAGUCAUGUAAUUCAGCAGAAUCUCUUGUAGACAUUUCUAUGCUUUUGGCAAUGGCUAAAGCAUUUUCCAGAGUUAGUUUUUUAAUUUCUAAUAAUGGACUCUAAAUAUCUUGUGACCGAAGACCAAAAGCAAACUGUAAGUUUUCCAUAAAUACCUACCUAGUUUCUAGUUUUCAAAAUUGCAUGUUGUAGAUAAUUUUCAUAGAGCUGUUAAAUAUUCUUAUACCUUUUCAACAUCUUGUCGUUUUCCUUGUGUGAUGUAGUAAAAUGUCAACAGUAAGUUGAAACGUUAUGUCAUCAGGGGUUUUCCAGGUAAACUUGUAUUGCAAAAUCCAAUUACGAAAUUAUUGAUUGCUUUAUUGUUUGGUAUUUCCAAUUUUGGAAAAAUAUUCCAAUCAUUCCAAGAGAUAACCGUUUAUCAUUCACAAAUCAAACAAAACACAUUUGCGAUAAAUUAUUAUCUGCGAUAUUCGCAUGUCAUGCCACAUGCCACCGUUAUCGAAUAAAAAAUCAUAUAUAAAAGUAUUUUGACUUAUUGCUAGUGAUUAUUUUAUAUGAGAAUAUUUUUACCUUAAAAUAUUUUAUUUUUCCAAAAAUAGUACUUGAAAAUGAUAGCGUCUCCUUCAUUGCCUAUGAUAUAUUUUGGUGGGUUUUGUGUACUUCUUAUCAGAUGCGAAGGACAUGCGACAGACCCAGUUGUUGAAAUUCAACAAGGAAAAUUGAAAGGUAUCAUCGGUACAAACUAUGAUGGAAAACCAUUUUAUGAAUUCUUGGGAAUUCCGUACGCCAAGCCGCCUGUGGAAGAAUUGCGAUUCCAGCCACCCGAACCAGCUCAAAGUUGGACAGGAAUUCGCAACGCCAAUAAAACUGGCGAUAUAUGCAUUUCCACAUAUGAUUUUGGUUCGCAGACAGUAGGCUCAGAAGAUUGUCUGUAUUUAAAUGUUUAUACAAGAAAUUUACCCGAAUCUAACUCGCGCCUCAAACCUGUAAUGGUGUUCAUUUAUGGAGGAGGCUUAACAGUUGGUUCCAGUGGCCCCGACGUUUAUGGACCCGAUUUCUUCAUGCUGAAAGAUAUAGUAUUAGUAACUUUCAACUAUCGUUUAGGCGUUCUUGGAUUUCUUAGCUUUGAUGACCCUUCACUAGGCGUUUUUGGUAACAUGGGCCUAAAAGAUCAAAAUUUGGCCCUCAAAUGGAUAAAGAAAAACAUUCGAAAGUUUAACGGAGAUCCAGAUAACGUUACGAUUUUCGGUGAGAGCUCAGGCUCGGCAUCCGUCCACACUCACAUUUUGUCACCAGCUUCCAGAGGUUUAUUUCACAAAGCCAUAAUGCAAAGCGGAUGUUCUUUGAAUACCUGGUUUUGGGGUAGAAAAAAUAACGCAAUAGAAGUUGUAGCAAAAGCUGGGAAAAAAGCCAGUACUAAUCGAGAAGCUUUAGAUAUUUUGAAAAAUCUUACAGCUCUGGAAAUUUUUACAGCUCAACAGUUAGUUGUAGAUAAUACAUAUCCAGCAGGCGAACGACCAUUUUCGGCUGUAAUAGAAGUACCAAAUGACAGGCCAUUUCUGACUGAAAAUCCAAUAAAACUUAUCAAAGACGGAGCGUAUAACCAAGUGCCGAUUAUUAUGGGUUACGUUGAAAAUGAGGGCAUGAUAUUUGACCUAGACAUAGAAGCAGCUGAAAAGCUCGGAUUAAUUUUUCCAAAUUUUAAUUUCGAAAAUAUGAUACCCUAUCAACUAGAUAUACCGAAAGGAAGUGAUGAUAGCAAGGCAAUUGUUGCUAAACUAAGUCAGCUUUAUUCUGGAAAACCCGCUAGUGCUCGAUAUGAUCCCUUAACUGACAGCUACGUUCUUGCCGAAGUGAUUGAAGCUCUAAAAUACCACUUGGAAAACUCUUUAAAUCCCAUAUACGUCUACCGUGUUUCAUUGGCAGGCAAACUAAAUCGAGUAAAAUUACUUAUGAAUCGUACGGAUGAACCAGGGACAUGUCAUGGUGACGAAUUGGGCUAUCAGUUUUCCUCAAUUAUUACCCCAACAGUCGAACCAGGAAGUUUAGAAGAUAGAUCGAUACGAACAUUCGCUGAACUAUGGGUUAACUUUGCUACUUAUGGAAAUCCGACACCACAUUCAAACAAAUUGUGGAAACCUGUGAAAAUGAAUCAACCAAUCCAAGUUUUCGAUAUUGGGCAGACAACUGGAAUGAUAAAUAUUCCAGAAAGGGAACGGCUAGAUGUAUGGGGGAAGAUAUUCCAGAAAUGGCCUAUUGUUCGUUUCUAAAGCAAUUUAACUUUUCUGUUUGUAUCUAAACAUGCCUACUUAUAAGCUCUAUUUUUUAAUAAAUGAAUGCUAACAUUUGGCA
Messenger RNA from Ceutorhynchus assimilis (cabbage seed weevil), 2538 nucleotides. The record is from the annotation of a GenBank genome assembly. Lineage: Eukaryota; Metazoa; Arthropoda; Insecta; Coleoptera; Curculionidae.